This is a messenger RNA of Artibeus jamaicensis (Jamaican fruit-eating bat), 1826 nucleotides long. It is a transcript of the gene CENPA, whose product is annotated as centromere protein A. The transcript is spliced from 5 exons. The coding region runs from base 181 to 636 and encodes 151 amino acids. Gene Ontology annotation, cellular component: nucleosome. The record is from RefSeq and is a predicted model, not a curated record. Lineage: Eukaryota; Metazoa; Chordata; Mammalia; Chiroptera; Phyllostomidae. Gene Ontology annotation, molecular function: DNA binding; protein heterodimerization activity; structural constituent of chromatin.
AAAAAACGCUAGCCCUACUCCGCGGAGCGGGCCGUUUGAACCCCAGUCAGUGCCGGAGUCGCUCUAUUCUGCGGGCCCACGUGGCCGGGGCACUCCUAGACUUGACCUGGACGCCAGCCUCGACCCCCGAACCCAGAAGGCCGGGAAGGAACCGCGGGGCCGAGACCCUCUGCGUCAGCCAUGGGCCCGCGCCGCCCGAAGCGCAAGACCGAAACCCCAAGGAAACGCAUCGCUAGCCCGACCCCCGCCACCCCACGUCCGACCCCCACCACCCCACGUCCGCCCCGCGCAACCCCACGUCCGCCCCCUUCCACAGGCCCUUCCUUCCGUCGGCGGCGGCGGAGACAUCUGAUUCUGAGGGAGAUCAAAAAUCUUCAGAAGAGCACACAACUUUUGUUAAGGAAGACCCCCUUCUGCCGCCUGGCAAGAGAAAUAUGUGUUAAAUUCACUCGUGGUGUGGACUUCAAUUGGCAAGCCCACGCCCUGCUGGCCCUACAGGAGGCGGCAGAAGCCUUUCUAGUGCAUCUCUUUGAGGACGCCUACCUCCUCUCCCUGCACGCCGGCCGCGUCACCCUCUUCCCGAAGGACGUGCAGCUGGCCAGGAGGAUCCGAGGCAUCGAGGAGGGGCUCGGCUGAGCUGCCCCUGCCGGUGCACCUGUCCGGCUCACCAAGGGAAGAUAGCGGGACUCCGGCUGGGAGUCCGAGGUGUGCUGGACUCGCUGUUUCUGAGUAGAGUGCGUGUGUUGUUUUCGUAAUUGGUUCUUUGAAGAAGGAGCAGGCUGCGUGGCUUCCUCUGCAACUGAGGACGGGGAUAAGAGAGUCGCAUGGUUCCAGGGGCCUGGGAGCUGUUUUCAGAUGGAGGGACUCGGGUUGACUUCCAUUUCUAAAUUAUUCAUAUGACUGCCUAGUGAUUCUGGAGACAUCAGAUUUGCCAAUAUCUGCCUAUUAUCUUAGAUCUUCCCAGACCAUUUAAAGUUUUUACCAUACGUAUAUUUACUUAUGUUUAACACGGAAAGGAAAAAAUAAGAGAGGAGCACUUUGGUCAGUUGCGGGGAUGAGCCUGGCGCAUCCAGCGCAGAGACCUCUGUCCUUCGCUGGGGUCAGCUUCAGCAGUGGCGGCCACAAGGGCCUGUGUGGCCUGUGCCUGCCGACGAAUCACAGCGUUUCCGAAACUCAUCUGGGGUGAAAACUGAAACUUUUAAGAUUUGAUGUUCUGAUUCUUCUUAGUAAAUGUCUAUCAAGAUCACUCAGAAAUUCUAGCCUGUAGGAUUUUAUUAUUUGUAAAUCACAGAGCAUGUAGCACAGUUUAUACUUUACAAUUUUUCAUUCCCAGAUUUUCAGGUGUCUUUUUAAUGUGUUGACAGAUAUUUUUAUAAAUUUGUUUGUGGAGAGAUAAUAAAAAUAAUUCUUUAAUGAAAAAUGUUUAAAGCAAAGUUACCGUUACAGCAUAUAUGUAUAUUUUGUGUGUUAACAUUAAGUUCUCUGUACACGGUUUGCAAACAGCUAAAAUUUAAACGAGCAAUGAGGACUUUGUCCUUCUCCUGUAGCUGAAAGCCCUUUAAGAGACCCCCAGACAAAGAGGGAAUGCCUCCCAGAGAUUUUUAGAUUUUCGUGUCUGGUCAAACUGAUUAGCGAGGGCAGACCAGUCAACCAAACUCAGAGACCAGCUAAAGGGAAGGACCUAGUUCUAUCAUUUAAUACAACUUCACCCGCUGGGAAAGCCUUCUUGUUUGACCUCAAUUUAUAUUUAUGCAGGCAUUCAAAUAAAGCUUAUCUAUCUAUGAAUAUAUUUAAUUUUAAAAUAUAUUUUAUCUGUGAAUAUAUUU